Molecule: messenger RNA, 3456 nt
Organism: Brettanomyces nanus
Lineage: Eukaryota; Fungi; Ascomycota; Pichiomycetes; Pichiales; Pichiaceae
Gene: RET1
Product: DNA-directed RNA polymerase III core subunit ret1
Exons: 1
Coding region: 1-3456 (1151 amino acids)
Biological process (GO): DNA-templated transcription
Cellular component (GO): RNA polymerase III complex
Molecular function (GO): ribonucleoside binding; DNA-directed RNA polymerase activity; DNA binding
Source: RefSeq, a predicted model, not a curated record
AUGACUACCGAAGAUCCUAUCUUGCGGAAUGGAAAUGAGGCAUUUGAUGAAUUACUUGAGCCAAUUUAUAGGGGCAAAUCUCUUACAGAUCCUAUUAAUACUGCCAAGGACAAGUGGAAUCUUCUUCCUGCCUUCUUAAAGGUUAAAGGUUUGGUUAAACAGCAUUUAGACUCUUAUAAUUUCUUUGUUGACGUUGAUUUGAAAAAAAUUGUCAAUGCUAAUCAACUAGUUCUUAGUGAUGUUGAUCCCUCGUUUUACCUAAAGUAUCUUGAUAUCCGCGUUGGUUAUAAGAGUAAUGGAGAUCGAAAGACCCCUGAGGUAUUAUUACCUCCUCAUGAAUGCAGACUAAGAGACUUGACUUACAGCGCACCAAUAUACGUGGAUGUUGAAUAUACUAGAGGUAAAAAAAUUAUUAUUCAUAGGGAUUUGGAGAUAGGUCGUAUGCCUAUUAUGCUAAGAUCCAACAAGUGCAUCUUGAAUGGACGAAAUGAGAAGGAGAUGGCCUAUUUGAAUGAAUGUCCAUUAGAUCCAGGUGGAUAUUUUAUUGUCAAUGGUACUGAAAAGGUAAUUUUGGUUCAGGAACAGUUGAGUAAAAAUCGUAUUAUUGUGGAGACCGAUCCGAAAAAGGACAUAGUUCAAGCUUCGGUGACUUCCUCGACUCACGAGAGAAAGUCCAAAACCUAUGUUAUUGCCAAGAACGGUAAAAUCUAUUUGAAGCACAACUCCAUCAGUGAAGAAGUGCCCAUAGUCAUAGUGUUGAAAGCUGCUGGCAUUGUCAGCGACAUGGAGAUCUUACAACUUGUCUGUGGUGAUGAUUCUGUCUACCAGGAUUUGUUUGCCAUUAAUUUCGAGGAAGCCUCCAAACUUGGAAUCUUUACUCAGAGAGAAGCCUUGGAAUAUAUUGGUCGGAAAGUCAAGACCAUCCGUAGAAUGAAUUCCCCGAAACUAACCAUUCUUCAAGAGGGUACAGAGGCAAUAGCAACGACUAUCGUGGCCCAUUUGACUGUGGACAACUUGGACUUUCGUGAAAAGGCCUUAUAUAUUACCACAAUGGCACGUCGUGUCGUUAUGACCAUGCACAAUCCAAAGUUGGUAGAUGACAGAGAUUAUGCCGGUAACAAGCGUCUCGAGUUGGCCGGACAGUUGCUUUCAUUGUUGUUUGAAGAUCUAUUCAAGAAGUUCAACAACGAUUUCAAGGCCAAUUUAGACAAAAUUCUAAAAAAACCAAGUCGUGCUUCCGAAUUUGACGCUUUGCUCCACAUUAAUAUCCAUUCCAACAAUGUCACUUCGGGACUGAACAGGGCUAUUUCUACAGGUAACUGGUCGUUAAAGCGUUUCAAGAUGGAACGUGCGGGUGUGACUCACGUGUUAAGUAGGCUCUCGUACAUUGCUGCUCUUGGUAUGAUGACCCGUAUCAGUUCACAGUUUGAGAAAUCCAGGAAGGUGUCUGGACCUAGAUCUCUUCAGCCCUCCCAGUUUGGAAUGCUAUGCCCAGCUGAUACACCUGAAGGUGAGGCUUGUGGUUUGGUGAAGAACUUGGCAUUAAUGACCCAUAUCACCACAGAUAACGAGGAGGCUCCUAUCCGUAAAUUAUGCUAUCUUUUGGGUGCAGAGGAUAUUUCCGUUGCCGAUUCUGCUAUGAUUCAUACUGGUGGUACAUUUGGUGUUUAUCUUAAUGGUACCAUGAUUGCCAUUACUCGUUAUCCUAUUGAAUUUGUCCGGAAGUUUCGUUAUUUGAGACGGUGCGGUAAGGUGAGUGCAUUUGUUUCCAUUCACACAAACGUUCAUCAGUCUGCUGUUCACAUUGCUGCAGACGGCGGCCGUAUUUGUCGUCCGUUGAUCAUUGUUGAAAAUGGUAAAUCCAAGGUGACUGUUCAACACCUCCGCAUGUUGAAGGCGGAUAAAUGGGGAUUCUAUGACUUCCUCAAACACGGAUUGGUCGAAUACUUGGAUGUCAACGAAGAGAAUGAUUCAUUGAUCGCAUUGUACGAGAAAGAUAUCAUUCCGAUGACUACCCAUAUCGAGAUUGAGCCCUUCACCAUUUUGGGCGCAGUGGCGGGUUUAAUUCCUUAUCCACACCACAAUCAAUCUCCUCGUAACACAUAUCAAUGUGCUAUGGGUAAGCAGGCCAUUGGUGCCAUUGGUUAUAAUCAAUUUCGCCGUAUUGAUACUUUAUUGUACUUACUUUGCUAUCCUGAACAGCCGAUGGUGAAGACCAAGACUAUCGAACUUGUCAAGUAUGAUAAACUUCCAGCAGGACAUAACGCUACAGUGGCUGUGAUGUCCUAUUCUGGUUAUGAUAUUGAGGAUGCGUUGAUUUUGAACAAAGCCUCCAUUGACCGUGGCUUUGGACGUUGUCAAACCCUUCGUAAGAAUACUGCCGUGCUUAAAAGAUAUCCAAAUCAUACAAAGGAUAUUGUUACCGGCAUGCGUGUUGAUAAAGAGGGUAAGCCCAUUUUUCAGCAUGCAGCUUUGGGUGAGGAUGGUUUGGCCGAAGUGGGUACUCGUAUUCAAAGUGGACAGGUGUUUUUAAAUAAGUGUGUGCCUGCCAAUGCUAUGGGUAGUGUUAUGGGAGGACCCCAAUCCCAGGAUGGUCAGCAACAGCAAUAUAGAGAGGCUCCUAUGGUUUAUAGAGGACCAGAGCCAAGUUAUGUGGAUCAAGUUAUGAUGACGGUGGGGGAUAAUGAUCAAGCUUUGAUUAAAGUACUUUUAAGACAAACAAGAAGGCCAGAACUUGGUGAUAAGUUUUCUUCUCGUCAUGGUCAGAAGGGUGUUUGCGGUAUGAUCGUAAACCAAGAGGACAUGCCAUUUAGUGAUCAAGGUAUCAGUCCGGAUAUUAUAAUGAAUCCUCACGGUUUCCCAUCUCGAAUGACGGUGGGAAAGAUGAUGGAGUUGGUUUCUGGUAAAGCAGGUGUUCUCAGAGGUACAUUGGAAUAUGGUACGUGCUUUGGAGGAUCUGAUUUGGAGGAGAUGUCAAAGGUUCUCGUUGAGAAGGGAUUCAAUUACGGUGGUAAGGACAUGCUGUAUAGCGGUACUACGGGAGAGGCACUGCAAGCAUAUAUCUUCUUCGGCCCUAUUUUCUAUCAGAAGUUGAAGCAUAUGGUUAUGGACAAGAUGCAUGCUCGUGCAAGAGGUCCUAGGGCUGUUUUAACUAGACAGCCCACGGAGGGUAGAUCCAGAGAUGGUGGUUUAAGAUUGGGAGAGAUGGAAAGAGACUGUGUAAUCGCUUACGGUGCAUCUCAGUUGUUAUUAGAGAGAUUGAUGUUGAGUUCGGAUGCCUUUGACGUGGAUAUUUGCCAGGGUUGUGGACUAAUGGGCUACAAUGGAUGGUGUCCAAUGUGCAAGUCUAGUGAAAAGAUCGUCAAGAUGACAAUUCCAUACGCCGCUAAAUUGUUGUUCCAAGAGUUGAUCUCAAUGAACAUUGCUCCAAGAUUGAAGUUGAGUGACGUAUUUUGA